Epinephelus moara (kelp grouper) is the source of this 1382-nucleotide messenger RNA. RefSeq lists its product as uncharacterized. The record is from RefSeq and is a predicted model, not a curated record. NCBI's taxonomy places the organism in Eukaryota, Metazoa, Chordata, Actinopteri, Perciformes, Serranidae. The transcript is spliced from 8 exons. Bases 14 to 1018 code for a protein of 334 amino acids.
UGUUGCAAAGAAAAUGGCACAUUGUAAUCCACAGGUUCUCCUGCUGUCAGUUCUGUUGACAGUCAUAUCAGCGUGCAAAGAGCACCCACCUAUGCCUGUGGUUGUUUCUCAAGAAGAAGAUGUAGUUCUCCCUUGUGCUGAUUCUAAUGUAAUGGAUCCAAAGAGCUGCCUCAGAUUCAAAUUGAUUAAUGCCACAAAUGCCAGUCGGAUGAGGGUUAUCUUUGCCAGGCCGGAAACGCCUGAAUUCCAGGAUGCCGAACGUGUAAAAUUGAAGGCUGAUGCAAAUGGACGAAUGUCUCUCACUCUGACAAAGUCACGAAAAUCUGAUGAGGGACUGUACAGAUGUGAAAUCUGGCAAGGCUGGGAAUGCAUUCUUGUGAAAAACAUAUCUUUAAGAGUAAGAGACUGCAAAGUGCUGACAGCAGUGACGGCAGCACCCAGCACACCCUUUAACCUGAACUGUCCAGUGGAAAUAACAUCAAAACAACAAGGACCCCAAAAUAUCUCCUGGGCAAUGCUAAUAGGAGGCAAGCCUGUACCUAACACCUCUAAAGGGGUUGUAGUUAAUGAGACCGCAUUAGCUUUCCAGUCUGUGAAUUACAGUGACAGUCAGUGGUACAGAUGUGAGUACAUGCUUGGACAAACUCGGUGCUGCUUUGACAUUAAGCUACUGGUUCAAGUGGAAGAUGUUGCUAUGACCACAACUGCUCCAGCACUGACAACACUGACAAGCACUGAGAUUAUUUCAGAACCCGAGAAAGAGGAGAGCAGUGGAGCAUUUAUUGCAGUGGUAGCUUCAGUCAUGAUUGGGAUUGCCAUAAUGGCUGCACUGAUAGGACUGUUCAUUUACCGCAGAUGUAACACCCCCAGAGUGCCACAGCAGACCCUGAGCUACCCAGGAGGUACUCUUGGUGGUUAUGAGAUUGUGAGUCUUACACUUUCAGAAGAUCGUUCAAACCGAGUCAACAGCAUAUACCAAGCAGUCCCGGAAGAAGGCCCGUGCACUUUCCGGUAUUAGUCUUUUUCAGUCUUCUCAAGACGAAGAUUUUCCUCGUUAAAUUGAGGUCCUCACUGUCUAAUCUGGACUACUUGAUCAAAACAUGUAACAUCUACUAACCUGUAAAGUGUUGCAGAGUGUGUUUUGUAUAAAGGAACAUGGAAAAAGUGUGCUCUACUGCAACAUGGAAAAGACUAGCCCCUGUUUUAAGAUGUUGAAAGGACUCUUCCUUAUUACCCUCUUUGUGCUAAUAUAUCUAAUCAUCAGUAUUAUUUUUUGUGAAAUGGAGACAUGUUUACAAUCUGUCAAUAAAACCUUUAAUCCAAUAUGAAUUCAUCUGUAGGGUGAUAAAUGAUCAUGACGAAGGAGCCAUACACAAGUAAUA